CAAAAUAUAAAUGAUGAGGGUAAGCUACAGGAUCACUAUAUUCUCAUAUGUAACCAGUCUGCAACAGUUAUUUGGCUCGCACUUUCAUUUGGUUACAAGGGACUACUUCAAGUCUCAGCAAUUUUCAUGGCAUUCCAUACCCGCCGAGUCAAAGUCAAAAUCCUUAAUGAAUCAAAAGAAAUAGCUGCAAUCAUUUACAUCAAUAGUAUUGUAUUAGUACUAUUGGCAGCAUCUGAAUUUACUCUUGCCACACAUCAUAAUGCUUAUGCUGCAUUGUUUGGAUUAGGAUUACUUACUGAGGCAACAUUGUUUCUUGGACUAAUAUUCAUUCCAAAGAUGGUUCGUUUAUAUCUUGAUCCUGAAGGAGAAAAAAUAUUUACUCGAUCAGAUGCUCCUGUGACAAGUACUCUUCAAACAAUAGCAUCAACCAUUGACAAAAAAUAAACCCAUUUUGUAACAGGAGAACAGUAAUUUGCUAAUACAACCAUUGUCCUAAAAUUGU
Molecule: messenger RNA, 502 nt
Organism: Amphimedon queenslandica
Lineage: Eukaryota; Metazoa; Porifera; Demospongiae; Haplosclerida; Niphatidae
Exons: 3
Coding region: 127-444 (105 amino acids)
Biological process (GO): G protein-coupled receptor signaling pathway
Cellular component (GO): membrane
Molecular function (GO): G protein-coupled receptor activity
Source: RefSeq, a predicted model, not a curated record